UAAGUCCGCGAGUCUGUGGGUCGGCGAGGAGCAGCUCGCGUUCAAGCCCAGCGGCUCCCGCCUCUAGUUGACCUGCACUGUAGUCGCCCGGCAGAGCCGGCUUUGGCGCGGCAGCCAUGUCCAUGGCCCUGGAGAUCACGGGCACAGCUCUGGCCGUGCUGGGCUGGUUGGGCACCAUCUUAUGCUGCGCGCUGCCCAUGUGGCGCGUUUCGGCCUUCAUCGGCAGCAGCAUCAUCACGGCGCAGAUCACCUGGGAGGGCCUGUGGAUGAACUGCGUGGUGCAGAGCACCGGCCAGUUACAGUGCAAGAUGUACGACUCUCUGCUGGCGCUGCCGCAGGACCUGCAGGCGGCCCGCGCUCUCCUCAUCGUCGCCAUCCUGAUGGCCGCCUUCGGGCUCCUGGUGGCACUCGUGGGCGCCCAGUGCACUAACUGCGUGCAGGACGACACGUCGAAGGCCAAGAUCACUAUUGUGGCGGGCGUGCUCUUCCUGCUGGCCGCUUUGCUGACCCUGGUGCCGGUGUCCUGGUCCGCGAACACCAUCGUCCGGGAGUUCUACAACCCGCUGGUGCCAGACGCACAGAAGCGCGAGCUGGGCGCGGGUCUUUACGUGGGCUGGGCGGCAGCGGCGCUGCAGCUGCUGGGGGGCGCGCUGCUUUGCUGCUCCUGCCCGCCCCGCGAUACGAAGUAUGAGCCCACCAAGAUCCUCUACACCACGCGCUCCGGGGCCCCGAACACUGCAGCCAGUACAGUCUACGACCGCAAGGACUACGUCUGAGAGGGCAGAAGGGGAGAGACCCACGACGACGGCCACCGCCGCCUCCACCGCUGCAGCGCCCACAGUCCAGCAUUCGGCCUUGCUUCGACGCCAGCCAGCCCAGAUGCCGGCGCCCCAGCCAGCUGCCAGCCCUCUGCGGGGCAGAACUGCGGAGUCCAGGGACCAGCCCCUAUGGACAAAGAGACCGUGGCUUCUGGAGUAUGGGGCUGGAGGGACUUGCUCUAGUCCUCCAAGCCCCACGUGGGGACUGUAGCUCCAAAGCCCCUCUGGCAGGGAU
Molecule: messenger RNA, 1053 nt
Organism: Condylura cristata (star-nosed mole)
Lineage: Eukaryota; Metazoa; Chordata; Mammalia; Eulipotyphla; Talpidae
Gene: CLDN3
Product: claudin 3
Exons: 1
Coding region: 117-776 (219 amino acids)
Biological process (GO): bicellular tight junction assembly; cell adhesion
Cellular component (GO): plasma membrane; bicellular tight junction
Molecular function (GO): structural molecule activity
Source: RefSeq, a predicted model, not a curated record